AUGAGUGGUAUCCAAAAGCAAAAUCAUCACCAGCAACAAUCCAACCAACAGCAACAACAACAACAGCCACCUCAAAAUUUCAACAAUAAUAAUGAUGCUUCCAAAAGAUUUGUGAAUGAUUUGAUAUCUUCCAACUCCAAACAGCUGUUGAAUGCUUAUGUUUACGAUUUUUUGAUUAAAUCCUCCUUACCUCAGACUGCAUCCACUUUCAUCAAAGAAGCAGAUGUCCCAACUGACAACAACCAGAAUAAAGCGGUCAAGAACCCUUCAAAAAAAGAGCUUUUACCCCUGGCAAUAUCAAUGGAUGCUCCACAAGGGUUUCUUUACGAGUGGUGGCAAAUAUUUUGGGACGUGUUUAACGCCAGAACUCAUCGUGGUGGUUCUGAAAAUGCUCAACAUUACUAUCAUUUACAAUUAGUUAGGCAAAGAAAAGAGCAUGCGCUACACAGUUCAACGUUCCAUGCUGCCCAUGCACAAGCUCAAAGUCUGUCUGGAAUGCAACAUCAACAACAGCUAAUGUUACAACAACAACAACAUCAACAGCAAUUACUAGCUCAGCAACGUCAACAUCAACAGAUUGGUCACCCAGGUGGUGCAAACGCUGGUGCUGGAAGUGCAAAUGCUGGUAACGGUCAACUUCCUGGCCAGUUUGGACCUCAAAAUCAACAAGGGUUUGUUCCAAACUUUAAUCAAUUUGGUCAAAAUGACACCUUAAUGUCUCCUCAUCAUCAACAUUUGCAACCUUCACAAUCACAACAAGAAGUUCAACAACACUUCCAACAACAUCAAUCACAGUUACUUGCUGGUCAAAAAAGAGGUAAUGUUCCUGCUGGUCCUGGAUCUAUGCCACCUAAUUACGCAAGAUUGCAACAACAACAAGCCCAAGCUCAAUUCCAAAUGAACCAAAUGAGACAACAACAGUAUCCUCAGUUCCAACAGUUCAAGGCUCCCCCAGCUCCCGGUGUACAACCAUUUGCGCAUCAGCAACCUCCAACACCAGGUGUUCCUGUCACUUCGAAUAAUAACACUACCAACAAUUCAAGCAAUAAUACUCCAAGUAAUAAUCCAAGAAAUGCUGCUGGUGCAAGUCCGAAGAUGAAGCCAAAGGUUGAAAGUUCAAGUAACCAUCCUUCACCAUUAUCAGGUUCUCCAUCGACUUUGAAUCCAACAAUCAACAAGAGUGAUCAUCCAUCACCUUUGGCCAAUGUGAAGUCCAACAACAGUACAAGUAACCAUCCAAGUCCAUUGAUCAAUCAGACUGAUAAAGAUAAUAACACAAGUUCGAGUGCUAGUGCCUUACAAGAUUAUCAAAUGCAACUUAUGUUAUUAGAGCGUGAAAACAAGAGAAUGCUUGAUGGGUCCAAAAAGGAUACGAAGAAGGAUAAGAACUCUCCACGCUCAACUUCAAAGAAUAUGCCACCUCCAAAAGUGCUGAAAAAUUCAACACCUGCCUCUUCUCCUGCUGUUGGUGCCAAGUCCGUUCCUGAAAGUUCAUCCGCUACGACGACAACAUCAACCGGUCGUAAGAAGAAAGAACCUAAACCAAGAAAACAAACGAAAAAGAAUUCUCAACUGAAUAACACUUCUGAGCCACCAACACCAACGACUCCAAUGACACCAAACCCAGUUCAAAAUAAUGCGAACAAAAAGGAAUCAUCAAAUUUGAAGGAGGAAAAAAAUUCAUCACAACUGACACCACCAAACUCAGAAAAUGCAACUAACAAUAACAGCACGGAAGAGCAACAACCAUCACAAUCUCAAGCUCAACAACAGACUUCUAAACAACAAGCUCAGGGUCAAGAAAAGGAGUCUAAACCAAGCGAUGAACUGCUGGGGGGUGCAUCACAAAUGAUUUCUGGACACCAUUCACAAUCCAUUUCAAAUGAACUCUAUAAUGAUUUUCCAUUGUCUGAUUUCUCUAAUGAAUUGGCAGGUGAUGAAAAUUUCAACCUUGAGAAUUUCCUCAAUACAGAUGGUGGAGAUUUAGGAACUUUUGACAGUUAUUGGAGAGAUAGUGUUGAAGCAACAGAUUGA
This is a messenger RNA of Hansenula anomala, 2034 nucleotides long. RefSeq lists its product as uncharacterized. Bases 1 to 2034 code for a protein of 677 amino acids. The record is from RefSeq and is a predicted model, not a curated record. The transcript has a single exon. Gene Ontology annotation, molecular function: protein binding. Gene Ontology annotation, cellular component: nucleus. NCBI's taxonomy places the organism in Eukaryota, Fungi, Ascomycota, Saccharomycetes, Phaffomycetales, Wickerhamomycetaceae.